GCAAAUAAAAACACAUUAUUGAGUACUCCAUUAAAUCAACAGGGCAACAAUUAUUUAACAAAUCACAUAUAAUAUUUAAUAUAUAUGUACAUCAUAUACACACAUACCCAACUAUAUAUACAUCCUACCCCUCUCGAUCUUUUCAUCUCUCUUCUCUCAUAUUUGUUUAACAGUUCCUCUUUCUAACGGCGAAGCAAUGGGUUUUCCGUUGGGCUAUUCCGAACUCCUCCUCCCAAAAAUCUUUCUUCACGUACUCUCUUUCUUAGGUCUAAUACGAAAACUAAUCUCCACACUUUUCUGGUUCAUUGGUCUACCCGAUUUUUUGGAAGCCGAACCGGUUACAUCUUCAUGGCCCGACCCACCACCAAACUCCACCACCUCAAGCCACCAUGACUCUAACUUGUUUUCAGCAGCGCUGCUAGCUGGGGAGAUCUUGCCCAUUGUCAAAUUCUCGGAUCUAAACCGACCCGAAUCCGAAUGUUGUGCGGUGUGUCUCUACGAUUUCGAGAACGAGGAUGAGAUCCGACGGCUGACGAAUUGCAGGCAUAUAUUCCAUAAAGAAUGUUUGGACCGUUGGAUUAUGGAUUAUAGUCAGAUGACGUGUCCACUUUGUCGUACGCAGUUCAUACCUGAUGAUCUUCAAAGGUCGUUUAAUCAAAAGCUUUGGUCUGAAUCUAGUGAAGUUUGGUGAACUCGCUGAAUCAUCUUAGGACAUGGUCUUCGUUUUUCUCUCUCUCUCUCUCUUGAAAUGGUUGAUAUAAAGGUUAUUUUUUUGUUAGUACUUUGUUUUUUUGUUCACUAGUACUUUGUUGUUAGUAUUUUGUUUGGUGGCUGAGGGAUGUAAAUUAAAAAUAGGUAGUGGUUACAGGCUAGUUAAAAAAGAAGAAGAAACUUGUACCAUCUUUUUUCGGGAAGAAACUUGUAUCAUCUAUUCAGAAUAAAAAAACUAAAAUUUAAUUUA
This is a messenger RNA of Brassica napus (rape), 961 nucleotides long. RefSeq names its product brassinosteroid-responsive RING protein 1-like. The transcript has a single exon. The coding region runs from base 197 to 691 and encodes 164 amino acids. Lineage: Eukaryota; Viridiplantae; Streptophyta; Magnoliopsida; Brassicales; Brassicaceae. Gene Ontology annotation, molecular function: ubiquitin protein ligase activity. Gene Ontology annotation, biological process: protein ubiquitination. The record is from RefSeq and is a predicted model, not a curated record.